Molecule: messenger RNA, 7222 nt
Organism: Alexandromys fortis (reed vole)
Lineage: Eukaryota; Metazoa; Chordata; Mammalia; Rodentia; Cricetidae
Gene: Syt10
Product: synaptotagmin 10
Exons: 7
Coding region: 168-1739 (523 amino acids)
Biological process (GO): regulation of calcium ion-dependent exocytosis; cellular response to calcium ion; regulation of dopamine secretion
Cellular component (GO): plasma membrane; exocytic vesicle
Molecular function (GO): calcium-dependent phospholipid binding; clathrin binding; calcium ion binding
Source: RefSeq, a predicted model, not a curated record
GGCUCCGCGCGCCUCCGAGCGCUCCGAGGAGAAGCGCAGACCUGGCAACAGCGUCCAUCUGUGCGCGCCGCCCUCCUGCGCCCUAGCCCGCCAUGGGGCCAACUUGCAACUCCUAGGGCUCAGCCUAGGGCCAAGAGAAAUCCGAGAAGCAACAAGCAGAAGCCAAGAUGAGUUUCCGCAAGGAGGAUGGCGUGAGCAGCCUGUGCCAGAAGGCACUGCACAUCAUCACCGAGCUGUGCUUCGCGGGCCAGGUGGAGUGGGACAAGUGCUCGGGCAUCUUUCCCGCCGAUAGGGCCAGCCAGGGAGGAGGUGGCACAGAUAUUUCAGUCAGCCUAUUAGCAGUUGUCGUAAGCUUCUGUGGCCUAGCCUUGUUGGUUGUCUCCCUUUUCGUCUUCUGGAAGUUGUGUUGGCCAUGCUGGAAGAGCAAGCUUGUGGCUCCCCAUGUCAGUGCCCUUCCACAAAGCAUCUCAAGUGCUCCAACGGAAGUUUUUGAGACUGAAGAGAAAAAAGAAGUAGAAGAAAAUGAAAAGCCAACGCCAAAAGCUAUUGAGCCUGCAAUAAAAAUCAGCCACACAUCCCCUGACAUCCCAGCGGAAGUUCAGACGGCUCUAAAGGAGCAUUUGAUUAAACAUGCUCGUGUGCAAAGACAAACCACUGAGCCUACAUCUUCAUCCCGCCACAAUUCCUUCAAGAGACACCUACCAAGGCAAAUGAACGUCUCCAGUGUUGACUUUAGCAUGGGCGCCGAACCUGUCUUACAAAGAGGAGAGACGAGGACCAGCAUUGGGAGGAUCAAACCAGAGCUCUAUAAGCAGAAAUCGGUUGACUCCGAGGGCAACAGAAAAGACGAUGUCAAAACCUGUGGGAAACUUAACUUCACGCUUCAGUAUGAUUAUGAAAACGAACUCCUAGUUGUGAAUAUUGUCAAAGCUUUAGAGCUCCCAGCUAAAGAUUUUACAGGCACUUCUGAUCCUUACGUGAAGAUCUAUCUUCUUCCAGACAGGAAAAAGAAAUUUCAGACGCGCGUCCACAGGAAGACGCUAAACCCCCUGUUUGAUGAGAUAUUUCAGUUUCCAGUGGCCUAUGAUCAGCUAAGCAACCGGAAACUACACUUUAGCAUAUAUGAUUUUGACAGAUUUUCCAGGCACGACAUGAUUGGGGAAGUGAUUCUUGAUAACUUAUUUGAAGUCUCUGAUCUCUCCAGGGAAGCCACAGUGUGGAAAGAUAUCCACUGUGCUACCACGGAAAGCAUAGACCUGGGCGAAAUCAUGUUUUCCCUUUGCUAUCUGCCAACCGCUGGGCGGAUGACUUUGACAGUGAUCAAGUGCAGAAAUCUGAAGGCAAUGGACAUCACCGGGUCAUCGGAUCCUUAUGUCAAAGUGUCUUUGAUGUGUGAGGGCCGACGACUUAAGAAACGGAAAACGACUACAAAGAAAAACACUCUCAAUCCUGUGUACAAUGAAGCCAUUAUUUUCGACAUCCCUCCGGAGAAUGUGGACCAGGUCAGCCUGUGCAUUGCCGUCAUGGAUUAUGACAGGGUGGGGCACAAUGAGGUCAUAGGCGUGUGUCGAACUGGACUAGACGCUGAGGGUCUUGGGCGAGACCACUGGAACGAAAUGCUGGCCUACCACCGGAAACCGAUCACACACUGGCACCCCCUGCUGGAGUUACCUGGCCGGGCAACCAGCUUUGAUAGUCAAGGAUCCUGUUCUUCUCCAAGACUACCAUCCACACCAUAAAGCCUCCAAAUAAAACCACGUCACAGAAAGACCUAGAAUCAUGUGCUCAUCGAAUCAGAUAUACACAGACACAGAACAUUUGACUUCUUCAUUUAAAAUAUACCCAUGAUAAUGAAUAACUUGUUGUAUAAUUUCUGUUUGUUUUACCUCUUGGUUUAUUUCUGUUUUUAACUUUGAGCAUAUCAAUGCAUUUUAUCUGAGUACUAAUAGUCCUUAGUUAUAUAAGGUAUUUUAUAUUUCAUGUCAUUUAUUAGCACCGUGUUUUAAUAUGUUUUAAUUCUUUGCUUAAACAAAGAAAUAAGUUAUUUGACAAGAGAACCCAGUUGUGUGUAAAAUUAAAUAUAGUUUAUGCCUGUGUUGUAUGAAAUAGUAAAAUCUAUCAUUUCCAGAUGUACAGGCUUUAUGUAAACUUUAAUGAACACAUUUAAAUUAAUUCCACAGGAUCAACUCCUUCAAGUUCUAAUUAAUGUCACUUGUAUGAUAAUAGAGUUUUCCUUCGCAAUCAUCAUUUUUGUCAUUGGGGUUUAUCCCUCAAGCUUCUUAUUUGGGGCCCUCAGCUAAGCUGCAAAAAUGAAAACUCACUUUGAAUAUAAAUAUACAAAGUGACAUUGAGUAGCAGGUUGUCAACAGUAGUCCAGACACCUGCUAUAAUGCUUAGUUGCUAGUUCUGAAACUUCUAGUCGUCUUCACCUCAAGGGUAGCAUUGGUAUCCACCCUAAGAGGCUACAGUCAUAACUUCAUCUUUCAAGGUUCUCCCGUACUGUGGUGUGUCUGUUCUGUGACAUGAAGCUGCCGUGUGCUCCCAUGAUUUUGAUGGAUCGCACUUAACAGAAACCAAAAGUCCAGCCGCUCUCAGUGCCAUGGUCUUUUAGAUAGACAGGUGAUGACUCCACCCACUCAGGAUCUCACUGGAGUGGAGAGUCUCAAGGAAAGCAUGACUUGUUCAACAAACUAUAGAUGCAUGUUACAAACAGUACAACUUUCACACUUAAUACAAACAAACAUAUUCCAAAGGAUUAGAUAGCCAGCCAUUGACUUUCAAACAGAUUAAUUAAUCAAACCAUUAGAGGAAAAAACUAUGCAAAUGCUUUUUUGUUUACAAGAGAACUUUCUUUGAAAUCAGGCCAGCUUUUUAUUGUCUCAUUUUAAGACCCCACUGGACGGAAACUGUAUGAAAUUAACCUUACUUUCGAAGUGUGCGUAUUUAAAGUUUAUUCCACAAUAAGGUUUUUUAAAAGGAAGAAAAUUUGUAUUUGGAAUUUUAAAACAAGUUAAUUAGGAUGAGAAAGUUUUAGACAAUGAAGUUUUUAUAUUUGUAAAAUCCCUUAUUUCAAAUAUUAGGAAAUAUAUUUAAAAGUCUUGAAUUUCUCUCAUCAAGAUUCAAUUACUGUUAACUAGAAUGAAAACACAUCACACAUUAAUAUUCUCGGUGUAAACUCAGUUCUGCCUAAAACUUUUCAAAAAUGCCUAUGUCAAGAUAAUGUAAAAAUAAUACUAAGCUUUUUCUCAUUAAAAAUAAGAGAAAUAUGUCUGAAAACACUUGACUCUCCUGUCAAGUCAAAACACACAAACAAACAGAAACAAACCCUACUUGUGGCAGACUGGGAGACUCAAGAUGACAACUAAUCUUGAAGUCUUUGUUUCACUGUAAAAUAAUAGCUGUUAGAUGGAAAGAAAACGCUAGAAUCCUAGUGUGCUAACAUUUAGGGAGAUACUUUAGCAGUAGAUAUAGCUGUGACAUUUCUUAAGUAGGUGGUGUAUGCAUUUUCAUUCAAAAUGAUAUCUUAUAGACUUACUCCUGGCAAGAUCACAGCUAACUUCCUAAAGAGAACAGGCUAAACCUUCCGAGGAACAAAAGGGAACUGUCAGGUAACCAGAAUAUUUUAAAUAGGAGGCAAGUAGAUGAAAAUUAGAUUGGAAAAAAAAUUAAAUGCAAAAUUACACGAGAAUUAAGUCAUUUAUUUCUCAUGAGAAGUACGUCAAAGCAUUUGCUCAACCUAGGAAAGAGAUUAAAGAGAGAAAUUUCACAACUUUCAGCUAAUGUGUGAGAGUUUUCUCUCAGAGUACUGCACAAAUUCAUUAGAACGACAGUUCGUGCUGAGAAAAAAACAAUCCUUAUGUGUCUUAUGCAACGCCCCCUCAUCCUCCCCUUCCAAGCACAGAACCUUCUCUCUGCUUGUGAGGUACUGUUAGUUUCUCAGCGUUUAAAUACGGGUCAGUGUUGCAGACGCCCUCCACUAGCCUGUGGGAUGGUAUGUGCGGGUUGAUGCAGCAUGAAGCUGUAAUUUAGGUAUACAAUAAAUUCCCGAUUUCAGGGAUGCAUUCAGGGACUCACCAACAUAUGCAUCUAGGGAAAAAGAUUCAGUGUCGCCUUGUGGGCCUGACAGCGCAGUUGCUAAGUACACUGAACAUGAAGACACCAGUAUGUGUCUAGUGCACCCUCCUUUCACAAAUCCAGCAGCCGAUUCGUUUGCGAUUUUGAUUUGUUCCUCAUUGGUGUCCUACAUUAGAUUUUAGUCAAAAGGUCCAGGUACGAUCAUCUGCUUCCUAAUGCAUUUUUCUCACUGGUUAUUGAUUGCUUUUUCAGGCCACCCUGUGUUGCUGGUACCUCACAUGUAAAACUCACCAUGUUCAUAGACACUCAGUUCAGUACCAAAUGUUAGGACAAACGCCAGGGAAGUAAUGGGAGGAAGCGGAGCCAGUCAUGCACCGUCAUAUAGUUUUGUGGUGUGUGCACAUAUUAGUCACUGCAGGGAGCUCACAAGCAAUCAAUACUGACUCAGGGUUUAUAGUAGAGCAAAUGUAUCUGAGAGAUUUGGUUGUGAUCGUUAAUUGAUACUCACAACUAUGAGUGUUCUUUUGUAGUGUUUAUUCUUUUAAAAAUUUCCAGGCUCAGUAAGAAACACUCAGUCUCUUGAAGCUUUCAUUCAGGAGCUACUUCAAAAGUAAAAAUAAGUCAGAAUUCCAUUCCACUGCCAUCAUUACUAUCUAUAAAGCAAAUCAUAAUUUAUUCCAAAAUGAGAUGUCCAAGCAGCCAGGAAUCACUACAAUAAAGGAACAUAAAAUCAUAACAUUGAACACACACCAAUUUCUUUCUACCUCUUCAGAAAAGACUACUUGAUAUAUUCUUGAGCAGAAUUUGUCUGAUUUUUUGUUAUAAUAGCUGAGAUAUUACCAACCAGUUUAACUGCAAAUAGUUAGAAAACUGGGUUGGUAUGGCCUUGGGUAACCACUCGGCAUCUUUGUUAAACGUAAAGAAAGCAUGACCUUGUGUCACAACUUGGUCUUCUAGCAAUUACAGUUUUUCUGAGAUGACCGAGCUGGUUUCAAUGCUUGUCGUUUUUAGACUAAAAGUGUACUGUUGUCAGCAAGUAGAUUUUUAAAAACCUGAAAAUGAGAUAAUUUAAAGAAACCAUAUGGGUAGUGAAAAAGAUAUUAAAGCAUAGGAAACAAAGAUAUUGAGGUAUCGUAAAAAAGGAACUCUUUUGUAUUUUAAGUUUCAGUGGGCAAUAAAUUCUCAAAUAAUGUUCCAAAACUCCAUAACUUAGCAUUUAAUAAUUACUCAGAGACAAGGUUCAGGAUACCAUUUAUCUGAACCUGCCGUAAAGACCUAGUAUUAAGGAGAAAAAUGAGUUUUAAUACUUUACAUGGGGAAAAGAGAUAAUUAAGUAAAAUGCUAUUUCCAAAACAUUAUCUCUUAGGUAUUCUAUUAACUAAGAAUUUUCUUUCAUUAAAAGAUCAAUAUUUAUCCGAUAAUCUGUCAGUUAAGAUUAAGGUAGCUACUUAUAAUCAACCAUUAAUGUUAAUCAAAAAGAUGUAUUUGAAGAGUGGCCCUGCAUAUUUGAUCAAAAUGCAUUCUCGUUUGAUCAAAAUGCAUUUAACUGCAUUUUUAUUAAAAUGCAUUUUUAUUAAAAUGCAGUUAAAUUGAUAUUUUCCUUUCAUCAUGUCUAUUAAGGAACUACAAUAAGUUUGAUUUGGUAGCAUGGUAGUGCUGUGCUAAAGAGAGAGAGAGAGAGAAUCAUUCAAUUAAGGACCAAGGUAAGCCUUAAUGAUUUACGUAAUGAAAAUAUUUGAAUACUAAAAAGCAGUGACUGAGAAAAAAUAAGUAAAAGAUGUUUAAAAGAAAUGAUAGUAUUUUGUAUGUCUGAGAUGAUUCGAUACACUCCUCCCAGAGGGAACUAUUUAUAUAAAUCCUAUUUUUAAUCUCUAUUGUGAUGAGAAAUACGAGUUGCUCUUGAUAUAUUUAUAUGGAAAUAUUUUAAUCUCAAGCCUAUAAUAAUUUUUGAUGUAGACCAUGAGACCCUUUCCAAACACUGACACUACGUCUGAUUUUAUCACAGAGGGUAAAAGUAAACCAUUGUCUUCUGAUGUUCUGUUGAGUUACACCCACUGUGCACAGAAUGUCAUACUUACUGAACAUAUGACUGAGUUUUAAUUAUCCAAUCUCAUGAGGAUUUUGUUUCUUGAAAAUAAAUUACUGAAUACUGAUGCAAUUUACAGAUAUGAGUCAAAAUUCACUAAGAAUAAGUUUUGAUGUUGCAAAGUUAAUGUAUAAAAUGGAUAGAUUCGCUAAGGCUUGCCAUAUUGCUUCUUGUGUGCCUCAUCUGAGCAUUAAGACAGGGAAUUAUAUCUUUCCAUGAUUUGCUGAAAACUUUGCACACUCCUAAUAACUGCUUUCCCCAAGAUUAUGUAAAACAACACAAUUGUCAUCCUCUAUAAAUACUUAUGUAAAUUAUCUCAUAGGUUUCAUUAAGAUUCGCUGUUUUUCUUGUAGAGUCCUUUAAGCUUUGCAUUUAAAGAAUUUAGUAGUAUCAACAUGAAGAGCUCACUGCAUCAAGGAGAAGCAGGCAAAACUCCAAUAUGUAAAAUAUUUGCAUUUCUAGCUUGUUCCUUAAACAAAGAGUACAACAUGCAGGUUGCCAACAUUAGCUGUUAUUAACCCAACAGAGCAAAGAUGGGGUUCACAUUCAGAGACGGAGAAAUCACAGAACACUGUGAAUUCAGAAUUAAGAUAAGUCGAACUAGAAAAAAAAACUGGCUUCCGUCAUAAACAUGAUGUUUCCUCUAACUCCCUUACAAGUUGAUAGUGGCCAUGUAUACUGAUAAGACCUGCUAGUCCUCUUCUUCCCACAGAGCCUCAGGCAAUUUGAAUCCACCAUAGUUCAUCUUUUUUCAAUACCUUUAAGUCGUUGUUCUUAAUGUAACUUUUCAAGUGAAGUUUGUGAUUUCAUACUUAGCCAUUGUUUAAGUCAGUAUCUUUGACUUCUACAUUAUAGAACAGAAACUAAAGUCUUGAAAUUCACAUCUCUGACUUUGUACAUGGUGACCAGUCAUUUGCAAAUCUUGACAUCUUAUAAUCAUAUUCCUUCGAGCAGGUGUUUCUGUAAACCCUCUGAAAAGGUGUUACACAUUGUAUUUUGGUAUUUUUUCCUGUCUUCUUUAGAGUGUACGAACAUAUUUGUCAGGAUCAGAUGAAUUAUGUA